This is a messenger RNA of Gigantopelta aegis, 2871 nucleotides long. RefSeq names its product rho-related GTP-binding protein RhoA-A-like. The transcript is spliced from 3 exons. Gene Ontology annotation, biological process: small GTPase-mediated signal transduction; cell migration. Gene Ontology annotation, molecular function: GTP binding; GTPase activity. The record is from RefSeq and is a predicted model, not a curated record. Lineage: Eukaryota; Metazoa; Mollusca; Gastropoda; Neomphalida; Peltospiridae. Bases 201 to 785 code for a protein of 194 amino acids.
GUAGCUAUAUGGUCGUGGUCAUGGCCAUGGCUUACCUGUAAUUGAACCGCUGUGGGACAACUGUGAUCAAAGGUUAUCACCUGUGCAGGUACAGGCUAGUCGAGGAAAGUGUAUUUCCAGGAAACCAGGAUACUGAUUAAAACAAUAUUACUUAACGUGGAUACCAGACAACGAAAUACACCCACCAGACACGGUGCUCAAUGGCGGAGAACCGGAAAAAGCUGGUGAUUGUGGGUGACGGGGCUUGUGGGAAGACGUGCCUGCUGAUCGUCUUCAGCAAGGACCAGUUCCCCGAGGUGUACGUGCCCACCGUCUUCGAGAACUACGUGGCCGACAUCGAGGUCGACAACCGCCAGGUAGAACUUGCAUUGUGGGACACCGCGGGCCAGGAGGACUAUGACCGACUGCGCCCCCUGUCGUAUCCGGAUACGCACGUGAUCCUCAUGUGUUUCUCCAUCGACAGCCCCGACAGUCUGGAGAACAUCCCCGAGAAGUGGACGCCGGAAGUGAAGCACUUCUGUCCCAACAUUCCCGUCAUCCUCGUGGGCAACAAGAAGGACAUCCGAAACGACGAGAACGUCAAGGCCCAGUUGGCACGCAGCCAGAUGAAGCCGGUCUCGUACGAAGAGGGCCGACAGAUGGCGGAGCGGAUCGGAGCAGCCGCCUACAUGGAGUGUUCCGCCAAAACCAAGGAGGGGGUCAGAGAGGUGUUCGAAACAGCCACGCGGGCCGCGCUAAAGUCGAAGAAGAAACCCAAGUGGAAAAAGAAGUGUGCCAUUUUGUGAACUGUUUGUGUUAUGCUAGCCUCAAACUGUCAACUGCCACGACGAAGUUGACCAACUUUACGGUUACGUUGUAAUUUUCCCAAAUACCGACUUAGAUGGGUGCGCUCAGAUUAACGACUAAUCCGUCGUAGAAGUCGUCUGCGGCGAGAAUCGAGUUGUAAGAGCGUUCAGACUAGCAACUGGACAGUCGUAAAAGUCGUGACAGUAGAAAGUUGGCCAACUUUCUGCUGGCAGUUGAUAGUCUGAGACUAGCAUUACUGUUUUGAUGGUAUUAAAACAAAAAAGCUGGUACUAACAAACGUCUACAACACUCGUGAAUACCAUUUUACAUACGGUUGUAAAAUGAAAAUGGAUAUUUUGUUUGUUUUUAUAAUUAUUGAUAAGACCCAGUGCCCUGGAUACGAUUCUACUUGUUGUUGUUAAAAUGGAACCGGAUAUUUUCUCUGUUUUCAUAACUGUUGAUCAGGCGCAGUACCCGGAAGUACAAUUUUACUUGCGGCUGUGAAAAUGAACUGAAUAUUUUCUCUAUUUUGGUAACUCGAUCAAGCCCCAUUACUUCGCUGUAUUAUAAAAAAAAAUGCAGAUCAGCAAUAUUUAUUAAGCGAAAGGAAAGCGGGUUAUCCACAAUCAGUAUUUUUAUUAGUUGUUGGCUAUACAACUACACUGGCGUAGCCCGGAUUUCAUAUUGAGGGCCACCCACAUUGUGUAGGAGUCGUUUUAUGCAGCGACCGGCAGAUCUAAGCGGUGAUGACAGAAAACGAGAUGCUAUGGGCGAUGCCUCACCCUGGCUACGCCAAUCAUAUGAAUAAUUUGACCAAUGGAUGCAUGGAAAGAAAUACUCAAACUUGAACCGCACUUUGUGUUUAGAGUAAACACACUAAAAUAUUACUAAGUAUACCACGAUUUCCAUAAUAUGUUUUUAUUGGCAUCCAGCAAACACUUAAAAUCUCACAGGCGUCGUGACAGUUGACCAGUACAGGUCAUUUCUGUUUAGUAGUUACUGAAUAACCAAGUAAUUGUUAUUGUCUCCAUGUUAUGUUAUAUCUAAAAACGAAAUUCGUGCUUGUCUGUUCUGUUGUAGAAAUUUCAAGAGCUUGUGACUGAAUAUUUUGACGAUGUUUCGUCAGAAACAGCGCAAACAGGUGUUUUGGAGAUAACCACAUGCAUAUAUGAUUUAUAUGCGAUCUUUUUUAAGUCAUGUGACCAUAUAUAAUGAUUACACGGGUGACUUGAGACAGUGACGGUAUCAUACUGAACACAGAACUCACGUUGCAGUCUUGCCGAUGCGUAGGUAACUCUAAUUAUUGCUCUAAAGACGUUAUUAACUUAUAUUUAGAUUAUUUAUUUUAAUUGAGAAACUACCAACUAUCUUGUAUUUAGAUAUUAACUAUUUUAUAUUUAGACACUUUCAAUUAUCUUAUAUUUAGAGAUGUUAAUUAUUUAAUAUUUAGAUAUUUUUAAUUCCAACCAAAUCUAAUAGGGCCAUUUAAAUAUUCUUUUACGUGUGACAUUCUGGCCAUUACACAUCAAGUGUAUAUACACUGUGCAUAUUGCACAUAUUGUACAAUGUCAUAUUGUACAUACUGUACAUCUUGUACACACUGUUCACAGGUCGUUAUAUUACAAGGUGCCCUUUGUAAGAGGUACUACUUUAUUAUCCUUGUGGUAUGAACGUUGAAACAUCCACUGAUAUUUUGUGCAGUGUCAACAUACAUUGAUGUUUUUUUUAAGACUAUGCAGCAUUAACUGACGUUUUUUAUAGCUACGAAACGAAAGUUUGUUUUAUGUACACUAUGAAACGUGUAGUAACGUUUUGUAUAACCUAUAAAAUGCACGGAGCUUCGGAUCCUGGUUGGUUAUGGGUAUAACUCGUUCCAUCGAGUAACACUAACUAAACACCCACACACUCCACCCAGGACCCGGACGCCCGUGGUAAAAUACACCAUGGUGUUUUGUGUCAUAAUGGUUUGUUGGACACUGACAGUUGUCUACCCUGUUCUUAAAUUCUGUCACCUGUUUAUAAUAUUUUUUAUAAACAUGAUUGUUUAUUGUUUGUGUUUUAUCAAUAAAUAUUAUAUUUAUCACA